AUGCAGAGGCGACUUAGGCAAGUUUGCACUGCUCUAAAAGAACACACUUUCGUAAACUAUGCUAAGAUUGCUUCAGCAAGUGGCUUCUCCGAUAUCAGUCUCAUCAUCAUCAAAGCAACGGAAUCCAAUGACAUGCCACUGCAUGAAAAGCACGUGCAACAUCUUUUGACACUCUUUUCCACAUCCCCAUCUCAUUUUUACUCUUUUGCCAUUGGUUUCACUCGUCGAUUUGGCACCACGCGUAACUGGCGUGUGGCACUCAAGUGCCUUAUCCUUCUUCAUCGUUUGCUUCGAUCUUUCCCAGGAAACACCACUUUGUGGACUGAACUAUUAUGGGCACGUUCUAAUGCUUUGUUUUCUCUCUACCCUUGUCAUUUCAGAGAUGACUCAUCUUCAUCUCCAGUUUCCUACACUAACUUCAUUGUAUCCUAUGCACACCUCUUAGAUGAAGUUCUUAACCGUGUUGCAUUGGAUAGCACCAUGUUUGAUACCCAACAACACGAACAAGAAAAAGAAGAAACUUUUGGAGAGAAAAUGAAAGAAAUGAGUGAAAUACUUGAAGUGUUGCCACAGAUUCAGAGUAUUAUAGAUAAGGUGAUGGAUUGUUACCCAGUGGGAGUGGCAGCUAGGAGUUUCAUUGUGCAGUGUGCAAUGAAACUCAUAAUUCGUGAGAGUUUUGUUUGUUACACGAAGUUCAGAAGGGAAAUAAUAGCGGUUUUGGAGAAUCUGCUUCAGAUGCCUUAUAGGAAUUGCAUAGCUGCUUUCAAUAUAUAUAAGAAAGCAGCAGUGCAAACAAAUCAGCUUUCUGAGUUCUAUGAAUGGUGCAAGGCAAAGGGUUUGUGUGGUUUGUAUGAGUAUCCAUUGGUAGAACCAAUCCCAUAUAUACAAAUCAAAGCUUUGGAAAGUUUUCUCAGUGGCAUGUGGCAGUUGACAGAGUCUUCAUCGUCUCCAAGUCCUACUAGCCCUUCAUCUUUUUCUGUGGAAUCUCCAAUUGAAGGAGGAGGUGAAAGGGAGGAAGUGAUCAGAGGUGAGGAAGAGAGGCCUUUGAUUGAAGAAGAAUUAGAAGAGAAUGAGGAUGUUAGUUGGGAGACAUUGUUGGAAUCAUCUGUUAGUUUUUGUCAGAGUGACUUGUGCAGUUUCUUCUAUCAGAGGGAAUGGGACUAUGGAUUUGAUAAUGAACAACGUAGCUUUGAUGAGAACGGGAAAGAAGGGUAUGAGCAUGCAGAUGACACAUGCAAAAUUGCAGUAUCCAAAUCUCCUUUUGCUGCUUAUAACCCAUUCUCAGAGCCAAAAUAA
Molecule: messenger RNA, 1296 nt
Organism: Abrus precatorius (Indian licorice)
Lineage: Eukaryota; Viridiplantae; Streptophyta; Magnoliopsida; Fabales; Fabaceae
Product: putative clathrin assembly protein At2g25430
Exons: 1
Coding region: 1-1296 (431 amino acids)
Biological process (GO): clathrin coat assembly; vesicle budding from membrane; clathrin-dependent endocytosis
Cellular component (GO): clathrin-coated vesicle; clathrin-coated pit
Molecular function (GO): phosphatidylinositol-4,5-bisphosphate binding; clathrin heavy chain binding; 1-phosphatidylinositol binding
Source: RefSeq, a predicted model, not a curated record